AUGAGCUACACAUUCACCCUGGACAUGAACAGCACGAGUAGGGACCUGGAGGAGCUGUACAAUGAGAUUAUUAGAAACUACAGUGACAGCACAGAGAACCUCGACAUGGACACGCCCAUCUGCUCCCUGGUGGAGGGCCCCCUCCUGACGUCCUUCAAGGCCGUGUUCAUGCCCCUGGCCUACGGCUUCAUCUUCCUCCUGGGCCUCCUGGGCAACAUCCUGGUCCUGGCCAUCCUGGAGCGGCACCGGCAGACGCGCAGCUCCACCGAGACCUUCCUGUUCCACCUGGCGGUGGCUGACCUCCUCCUAGUCUUCAUCCUGCCCUUUGCUGUGGCCGAGGGCUUCGUGGGCUGGGUCCUGGGCACUUUCCUCUGCAAAACUGUCAUUGCUCUGCACAAGAUCAACUUCUACUGUAGCAGCCUGCUCCUGGCCUGCAUUGCCGUGGACCGCUACCUGGCCAUCGUCCACGCCGUCCACGCCUACCGCCACCGGCGCCUGGGCUCCAUCCACAUCACCUGUGCCACCGUCUGGGUCGCCGGCAUCCUCUUCGCCCUGCCAGAGAUCCUCUUUGCCAAGGUCAGCGAGCCCCGUUAUAAUGAGAGCCUGCCGAGCUGCGCCUUCUCCCAGGAGACCCCCGCCGUGGCCAGAGCCUGGUUCGCCUCCCGUUUCCUUUACCACCUGGGCGGGUUCCUGCUGCCGUUGCUGGUGAUGAGCUGGUGCUAUGUCGGGGUGGUCCACAGGCUGUGCCAGGCCCAGCGGCGCCUGCAGAGGCAGAAGGCGGUGCGGGUGGCCAUCCUGGUGACAAGCAUCUUCUUUCUCUGCUGGUCCCCCUACCACAUCGUCAUCUUCCUGGACACGCUGGUGAGGCUGCAGGCCAUGGACACCAGCUGCAACCUGAACAGCUACCUGUCCGUGGCCAUCACCAUGAGCGAGUUCCUGGGCCUCGCCCACUGCUGUCUCAAUCCCAUGCUCUACACGUUCGCGGGUGUCAAGUUCCGCAGUGACCUGUCUCGACUACUGACCAAGCUGGGCUGUGCCGGGCCCGCCUCCCUCUGCCAGCUCUUCCCAAGCUGGCGCAAGAGCAGCCUGUCUGAGUCCGAGAAUGCCACCUCCCUCACCACCUUCUAG
Messenger RNA from Sorex fumeus (smoky shrew), 1128 nucleotides. RefSeq names its product C-X-C motif chemokine receptor 5 (gene CXCR5). NCBI's taxonomy places the organism in Eukaryota, Metazoa, Chordata, Mammalia, Eulipotyphla, Soricidae. Gene Ontology annotation, cellular component: membrane. Bases 1 to 1128 code for a protein of 375 amino acids. Gene Ontology annotation, molecular function: C-X-C chemokine receptor activity. The record is from RefSeq and is a predicted model, not a curated record. The transcript has 2 exons. Gene Ontology annotation, biological process: G protein-coupled receptor signaling pathway; lymph node development; immune response.